This is a messenger RNA of Colletotrichum phormii, 842 nucleotides long. RefSeq lists its product as uncharacterized. The transcript has 2 exons. Lineage: Eukaryota; Fungi; Ascomycota; Sordariomycetes; Glomerellales; Glomerellaceae. The record is from RefSeq and is a predicted model, not a curated record. The annotation marks the transcript as partial.
CGCUCGAGUACACAAUUUGAACAUGAAGUUCCCGGGGGAACAGUUAAAGACUGCCCAACUGAUGGGGAUAUAGAAGAGAAACCUUGGAGAUACAUUGGAUACAAAGGAUAUACUCAGUUCAUAGCAUCAGAAGAUGACUUCUUUCUUCUUCGCAGAUUCGACGUACUCAAUGUGCGUGUCGGACUGGCGCUCCAGGAUGAGAUAUCGGAGCUUGAACAAGACUUAGAAGCUAUGGACGGUGUACUGAGCGGAAAAGAUGCAGAAGACUUCAACAAUGGUACACUGAGACAAGACGUGGACGAACGUUCUGAGCUGAUCAAAUUGAUACAAAAAAAGCUAGGAAAAUACAAUAAGUUCUUGAUACAACAAAACACUCUCCGAAAGCUUUCUAUAGCACCACGAAGGGACAUAAAAAACCUUCGAAAUUGGCAUCAUAACCGUGGCGAUGCGGCUAUCGCGGCAGAAGAACGGGAGUAUCUGGGUCACAAAGAGGACCUCAUAGCUUUGGCCCAAAAAGAAAAAAAACUCCCCUGCGACAAGUCAUCGACGGAUCCUUUCGCCUCCAAACGCUUUCUCUAUGGAGACAUAGAGAGGAAGAAGUUGAGACUUACGAUAAAGCAGACGUCUCUCACUAUUCCGACAAACGAAUGGACAGUUUCGCCUCUACUGUCAUUAUCGCCGUCGGAGUUCUGAUGCUCAUCACGCCCAUAUGGAUACUCCAGGCGCUGUCAGACUUAAAGCCAAAACUUAUUGUCAUUACGGUCUUCAUCCUUGUGUUCCUCCUCGUUCUUUCUCUGGCCAUGGUGGCGAAACCUUUUGAAGCACUGGGUGCAACAGCCGCG